CUUGAGGAGCUUUGGAGUAAAGGACGGACUGAAGCUUCUUAUGUUUAACAGCUGAUUGGCUGCUGCUUCCGUCCCUCUUUCUGAACUUCAGCACAGAGGAAUCCCUUAAAGAAUACAAGACUUGUCAAAAUGAACUUGUCGUACUUGGUAGCUUGUGGACUUAUGGUCACCCUGCUUUCAGUAAGGAUGGGGGCAAAACCUUUAUCUCAGGCGCAGCAAAAGUCUCUUAGAAGUUUGCUGGGCGAGGAGCUGGCGGAGUUUCUGGAGUCGGAGGAGAGUGAGAGACGGCUAGACGCUGUGCGCUCUCGGAUACGGUUACUGCGCGAUUUACGCAUGGACACCCGGGCCAGAGGGAUGUGGGCUCGUCUCCUUAACGACCAACCCGCACCAAGGAGACACAAAUCCGGAAACAAGAAAGGGGGUUCCACGUCGCGGAGUGGCUGCUUCGGACAUAAGAUGGACAGGAUAGGAACCAUCAGCGGCAUGGGUUGUUAGGGUUGGAGCAGUGCUGUGAUGAUCUCUGGACGAUGGGUUUGGAUAACAAAGGUUCAGUUUGUUCUCACCUGAGGGAAAAGAAAACUCACCAAGUGACAGAUUUUCGGUACGAAAGUCACCACGACCAGCAUAAACAAAGACUGAGAUGACAAUGCUACAAAACCUUCAUAUAAAUAUAUAUAUAUAUAUAUAUACAUAUAUAUAUAAUAAAUAUGCAGGUAUAUAUACGUAUAUAGAUAUCUGUAUACCAUACAAAUGGUCAGCAGAUACAAACACAGAUGCAUACUACAAGAUAGCGGACAAUGGUGUAAAAACUACAAACCGCAAAGCUGUAUAUUGUGCUGCUGCUGCUGUACAUUCAUGUACUUCAUCUUCCCCUGCAUAAAUGUAUUUAUGUUUAAAAAACUAUUUAUAUGUUUAUAAAAAGAGAUAUUUAUAAAUAUGAGUUUUAUUUAUGUAACAUUUUGAAAAUGGAUGCAAAC
This is a messenger RNA of Morone saxatilis (striped sea-bass), 977 nucleotides long. It is a transcript of the gene nppc, whose product is annotated as natriuretic peptide C. The record is from RefSeq and is a predicted model, not a curated record. Gene Ontology annotation, molecular function: hormone receptor binding; hormone activity. Gene Ontology annotation, cellular component: extracellular region. Bases 130 to 495 code for a protein of 121 amino acids. Gene Ontology annotation, biological process: receptor guanylyl cyclase signaling pathway; cGMP biosynthetic process. Lineage: Eukaryota; Metazoa; Chordata; Actinopteri; Moronidae. The transcript is spliced from 3 exons.